This is a messenger RNA of Porites evermanni, 876 nucleotides long. Lineage: Eukaryota; Metazoa; Cnidaria; Anthozoa; Scleractinia; Poritidae. The record is from the annotation of a GenBank genome assembly.
AUGGCAAGUGCUGAAGGCUUGAAUUUGACAUUUGUUGUUAACUGUUUCUUCAACUCUUUCUUGUCUUUCACCGCCAUCGUAUUAAACAUCAUAACAAUGCAAGCGCUCAGAAAAACAUCGUCGUUGCCUAGGACUUUAAAGACAUUGCUACUAAGCCUUGCUGUGUCUGAUCUGGGUGUAGGCUUACUUGUCCAACCACUGUAUGUUGCAUUUCUUGUGAUGGAAAUAAAACAAAACAAAAACAGCACCGCUUAUUAUACAGUAGAGAAAGCGGGUGUAAUCCAGGCAAUAACAUUGAUCUUUGCUUCGCAUUUUGGUGUUUUUGCAUUAGCUGUGGACAGAUUCUUGGCCAUUCAGCUUCAUCUCAGAUAUCAGGAGCUUGUGACUCACAAACGUGUUGUUGCUGUUGUGAUCUCAGUCUGGGUGUUUAGUGCAUCAAUUUCCAUCCCAGUUAACUUGUUUGGUUUUUAUACUAUAAAAGCGGUCAUUUUCGUUGUUUGUGUCAUAACUACAGGAUUGCUUUAUUGCAAGAUAUACGCUUCCGUGAGACACCACACAAAUCAGAUUCACGCUCUGCAAGUACAACAGGCGACACAGAAUGAAGAUAUGGCAAAUGCCGCAAGGCUGAAAAAAACUUCACUGGCUACAUUCUACGUUUAUUUCGUGUACUUAGUUUGCUAUUUGCCAAUAUCUUGUGUUUAUUUUGCCCAGACCAAUGGUGAAACUCCCUUGUUAUCUCAGUUAUGGUAUUUCACAUUGACUCUUGUGUAUCUCAAUUCAUCCCUCAAUCCCUUAAUCUACUGCUGGAAGAUGAGACACAUUCGACAAACUGUUAUCGACAUACUUCGAAAUAUUUUCGCGAUUUGUCCCCACUAA